Messenger RNA from Exophiala spinifera, 1521 nucleotides. RefSeq lists its product as uncharacterized. Gene Ontology annotation, cellular component: nucleolus; chromatin. The transcript has 3 exons. The record is from RefSeq and is a predicted model, not a curated record. NCBI's taxonomy places the organism in Eukaryota, Fungi, Ascomycota, Eurotiomycetes, Chaetothyriales, Herpotrichiellaceae. Bases 1 to 1521 code for a protein of 506 amino acids. Gene Ontology annotation, molecular function: peptidyl-prolyl cis-trans isomerase activity; macrolide binding.
AUGUCAGGCAUUCAACCUGUGGCGGUCUACGCCAUGAAAGUCCCUCCUGGAGACAUCAUGGUUCCUGCUGUCCCAGAGUUCGCUGCAAUGUUUCGAGUUACCAUGGCCGCGAUUGACCCUAGCGCCGAACCAGACUUGGAAGCCGCCGACGACAAGACACCCCCGCGCGCCACCCUCAAACUGGUCCGAGUUCCAGGUUUCGACGACUCUGACGAUGAAGAAGAUUCUGACGACGAGGAUUUUGAUCUCGACGACCUGGAGGACGAUGACGAGUCCUCAGAAGACGAGGACGAGGUCAAUGGCGGUCCAAGUGAGAAAAAAUCCAAGGAACUUGCAAAUGGUGAAGACGAGGAUGAAGACAUGGAUGACGAUGAGGAAGAUGAUGACGAUCCGGAAGCCACGAUGAAGGCACUGGCCGAGCUCAAAAAAAUCAUGAGAGCCGACUCAAAAGGCAAAGGCAAGGCCAAUGACGGCGAGUCCGACGACUCGGAUGAUGAUGAGGACGACUCGGAGGAUGAGUCCCUUGAACUCGAUGAGGUGGUCAUCUGCACCCUUGACCCAGAAAAGAACUACCAACAGCCCAUUGACUUUGUAGUCGCUGAGGGCGAGCGUGUCUUCUUCAAGGUCUCUGGUACCCAUACUGUGCAUCUUACUGGCAACUACGUUAUCCCCCAAGACGAUGGUUCAGCUUCUCUCUAUGACGAAGACGAUGAGGAAGAGGACGAAUAUGACCUGUCUCCAGAUGAGGAUGAACUCGACUUGCUUGAGGGCGCCGAUUCGGAAUCCGACGACCUAGACGAUCUAGAGGAUCCACGAGUGACGGAAGUCGAUAGCGAAGAGGAAGCAGCACCCAAAGCGGUCAAAGGCAAGAACAAGCGCCCUGCUGAGGAAAGUGAAGACGAGGAGGCAAAUCUCGACGAUAUCAUGGCCAAGUCUUUGAAGAAGGAUGAAGCUGCGCCUGCAGACGACUCCAAGAAACUCAGCAAGAGUGAGAAGAAGAAGCUCAAGAAGCUCAAGAAGAACGACGGCGAGGCUGCCGCUGUUGACGCCGCCACCGACUCGAAGAAAGAGACUAAUGGCACCGGUUCCGAAAAGAAAGUCCAAUUCGCAAAGAAUCUCGAACAAGGCCCAACCCCAGCCGGCCCAGCAACCACAAAAACAGACAAGAAAGGCGGCAAUGCUUCCCUAGGCGUCAAAGACGUUCAGGGCGUGACCGUGGAUGACCGCAAGAUUGGUAGUGGUCCCGCUGCGAAGAAGGGCAACCGUCUGGAAAUGCGCUACAUUGGCAAGCUCGACAACGGCAAGGUGUUUGACAGCAACAAAUCCGGCAAGCCAUUCAGUUUCAAGCUCGGUGCCGGUGAGGUCAUCAAGGGUUGGGAUAUUGGACUUCAAGGUAUUCAAGUUGGUGGCGAGAGACGACUGGUCAUCCCAGCACAUCUUGCUUACGGCAACAAAGCGCUCCCUGGCAUUCCGAAGAACAGCAAGUUGACGUUCGACAUUAAGUGUCUGGCUGUGAAAUAA